AUGACGCAGCUUGGAUAUACUGCCAUUCUGAUAUUAUGGGCGUGCUCCACUGCAUUAGCUAUUUCAUGUGGUAACAUAGAAAAUGGGAGGGUAAAGCCAAGUUUCUUCUUCCAGAGAAGAAAAAGAACAUUUGAAUGUAAUGCCGGGUAUAUAGCAGAAAAUGACAACAACAGAAUUGAGUGUACUUCUUCAGGAUGGGCUCCUGUACCCAGAUGCAUUCCAAUACAAUGUGGAAGGAUAGAAAAUGGGAAAAUAGUGGACAAAGUUGAAGAAAAAACCACCUUUCGAUGUGAUCAUGGAUAUAAAUCUGAAAAUGGAAUUAAUGAAACUACCUGUACCGCUGAAGGCUGGUCUCCAGUACCUAUAUGUAUUGUUCAAGAGUGUUCGCAUCCACCUGACAUCGAUUUGGCAGAAAUUGUCAGCGGAGAGAAAGCAGAAUAUCAGGAGGGUGAUGUUGUUCAGUACAGGUGCUACCCAGGAUAUACUCUGGCAGGAUCUGAAAGGAUAACAUGCAAUGGAGAAAAAUGGACACCUCCACCAAAGUGCUUCGCUCCAUGUAUUAUCACAAGGCAACAAUUAGAAACAAAAAAAUUGCUUCUGUCUAAUGGCCGAAGACGUACAGUAUUGAUUCAAAGUGACCAAACAAUGGAAUUUCUUUGUGGUGAACAUUCGGACCUUAAAAUCCCCUACUUCAUCAAGUGUGUAGAUGGGCAUAUGGAUUUACCAACUUGUGUAUCUGGAACUGGGGAAAAGUGUGGCCGGCCACCUACUAUUGAGAACGGAGACAUAACUACUUUAUCCCUAAAAGAGUACGCGUUUGGAUCUUCGGUAGAAUACAGAUGCCAGCAUUAUUACAUAAUAGAAGGAGACCGGAAAUCAUACUGUUACAAUGGAAUCUGGACAAAAGUACCAGUUUGUUUGGAGCCAUGUGUUAUCACGCAAGAAGAUAUGAGAUCACGCAACAUAGCUCUAAAGGGGGAGUCAGCUCAAAAACGCUAUGUGUCACAUGGAGAUUUUGUAGAGUUUAAGUGUAGAUCCAGUUGGUUUCAAAACUCUGCAAAUAAUUAUAGAGUGCAGUGCAAUGCGGGCCAAAUACCUUAUCCCCAAUGCACUUAG
This is a messenger RNA of Gopherus flavomarginatus (Mexican gopher tortoise), 1116 nucleotides long. Its product is annotated as complement factor H-related protein 2-like. The record is from RefSeq and is a predicted model, not a curated record. Lineage: Eukaryota; Metazoa; Chordata; Testudines; Testudinidae. The transcript is spliced from 7 exons. Bases 1 to 1116 code for a protein of 371 amino acids.